Messenger RNA from Aricia agestis (brown argus), 1752 nucleotides. RefSeq names its product serine/threonine-protein kinase Aurora-2-like. Gene Ontology annotation, cellular component: spindle midzone; spindle microtubule; chromosome passenger complex. The record is from RefSeq and is a predicted model, not a curated record. The transcript has a single exon. Lineage: Eukaryota; Metazoa; Arthropoda; Insecta; Lepidoptera; Lycaenidae. Gene Ontology annotation, biological process: regulation of cytokinesis; protein phosphorylation; mitotic spindle organization. Gene Ontology annotation, molecular function: ATP binding; protein kinase activity. Bases 111 to 1127 code for a protein of 338 amino acids.
UGUCAAAUUUGAAAUUCCUAUUUUCCUUUGUGGUAGAAAAACUUAGAACAAGUUUUUGAGAAAUCUCUAAUUUUAUUUCAUGACUUGCUGUGUUAAAUAUUAUUGACAUUAUGAAUCAUCCUAAAUGUGAAUGUAAAGAGAAUAGACCUGGAGCCGCCGGCAGGCCAGUUUGUGGAUGUUCGUCGUCGCAAAAAAACCCAGAUGGAUUCAAAGUGCCUACGAUCCCAGUGACCCGUCCCCUGCAAAACGCUAAUAAACAUAACGAUAAGGAACCAGCACCAAAAGAAGAUAAGAAAAAGCAGUGGUCGCUUUCAGAUUUUGACCUGGGAAGGCCACUAGGAAAGGGUAAGUUUGGCAAUGUUUACCUGGCACGUGAGAAGGAAUCACAUUAUGUUGUCGCUCUGAAAGUGCUAUUUAAAAGCCAAAUAUUAGAUUCUGAGAUUGAGCAUCAGGUGCGCAGGGAGGUCGAGAUACAGUGUCGUCUUCGCCAUCCCAAUAUUUUACGCAUGUACGGCUACUUUCACGACGAGAAACGGAUUUAUUUAAUUUUGGAGUACGCAAAACAAGGCGCACUGUAUAAGCUGCUGAAGGAACGCGGGCGCUUCGACGAGAAAACAGCAGCAAUUUACGUGCGAGAUCUCACAAAAGCUUUAAUUUAUUGCCAUUCAAAGAAGGUCAUUCAUCGUGACAUUAAACCCGAGAAUUUACUGAUCGGACACAAUUUUGAACUUAAAAUAGCUGACUUUGGCUGGUCGGUGCACUCCCCUUCAUCGAGACGCAUGACAUUAUGUGGUACCUUGGAUUAUUUGUCUCCUGAAAUGAUAGAGGGUAAGCCCCAUAGCUAUGCAGUUGAUAUUUGGAGUCUAGGAGUUCUUUGUUAUGAAUUACUGGUCGGUCUUCCACCAUUCGACGCCAAGGACUCCCAUCAAACAUAUAGAAAAAUAAGAUAUGUGAUUAUUAAGUAUCCUGAUUUUAUUUCGGACAAAGCUAAAGAUUUGAUGGGAAAGUUGCUCGUUAUUCAGCCCGAGCAGCGACUUCCUCUGACCAGUGUGCUGCAACAUCCCUGGAUAACGGAGAAUGCUCCUGAAGGUGUGUUGCCUCCUGUUCAUCAACCGGAGCAAAAAUGAGUGAUAGUUCUAGGAUGGAAAUAGUCUAAUUUGAUAUCACUGCCAAUAGAUACUUACUGUUUAAUUCUUAUCUUCAAUUGUAUUUUAAUAUUUAGAUACGAAUUUCAUAAAUUUGCAUAGUCAAUCAAAUAAUAUUAUGGUAAAAUUUUAAUAAUUCACAGAUUAAUUAUGUAUUAUGUAACUAGACUAAAUUUAGGUUUAUACGCGCAACUCACAUAUAACUCUCAAGAUAUUGUGUCUUAUGGUCUCAGUUUUGUAUUAAGUUUAAAAUUGUUUUAAGUAAUGUUUUUUGUAACAUCUUUAAUGCCAGAACAUGAACAUGUUCAUGUUGGUCAAACAAACAAGUUUCUAGUGACUUAAAAGAAAUCAAUUAAGGAAAUGUUUUAACUUUGAUUAUAAUACUAACAUCUUUAAAUUAUGUAGACUUCAAUUUGUAAAUAAUAAGUUAUAUUUAUCAUGUCUUUAAAAAAUACUUAACCUAUCGUGAUGGUUUUUAGGGUUCCGUAGUUCUUGAUUUGUAUGACUACUUUUAAGACUGACCGAUAAAAUUCAGAUUAAAACAAAUGCAUUGAGGUGCCUUAUGUUAUAAUAUUAAUGUAUUUAUGGUGUAAAUAAAUUAAGUUGA